GAUGAAGCUCGAAAACUCGAGGUUCCGGCUGACGUUCCAAGGUUGUUAAGCGGAGACUGCUGUGGCUGAGAGGUGUGGCUCAGGGCACUAGCCAGGAGGGUACUAGUGCCACCAAUAGUCCACGGAGUUUUCACAACGUCCCUCCAGCCACCCACCAAACUCGCCCGCUUCCAAUCCUUCCCAUCUUCCUCAGCCAAACCCCUUCAGCAACACCCUCAAACCACACUCUCCUUCUUCGCCUUCCUGUGCGCUCUGCAAUCUCCAUACGCACUUGCUGAUGCAGAUAAUCUUUUUCUCCUUUUCUUUCCCGCAUUAAUCAAUUCUGUUCCGCGCGAUCUGGAUGAUCCAGGUCCAGGCUGCACGCCACCAUGUCUGACUUCCUCGGAGCUCGCAUCUCCCUCAUAUCCAAGAGCGACAUCCGCUAUGUCGGCACCCUCUACGAAAUAAACUCAAACGAGUCCACCGUCUCCUUAGAGAACGUCAGAUCACAUGGCUCAGAAGGCCGCAAGGGCGACCCCUCGGAGGAGGUGUCGGCGUCCGACCAGGUCUACGACUUCAUCGUCUUCCGAGGCAGCGAUGUGAAGGAUCUGCGCAUUGAGGAGGGUCCCGCUGCGCCCAAGGAAAACCAGCCUCCAAUGCCCAACGAUCCAGCCAUCGUCGGUGGCGCUCGCGCUCAUCCAGGACGCGCACCUGGUGCCAACCAAGCCCCUGGCCCCAACGGUCCUCCCGGCCCCCCAGGCGCACCCGGAUUUCAAAACCCCAACAUGUUCCCUCCUUACCCACCCCCACAAGGCUGGGGCCGACCUGGGCCUGGUCCUCCUGGGCCCGGAGGAUUUGGCAUGGGUUACCCACCUCAGGGUUGGUUCCCUCCUGGGCAGGCUUUCCCUCCCAACGGGCCAGGUCCCUGGAAUAACUACCCCUUCCCUCAAGGCCCGCCAGGCGGACCGCCAGGCCCUCCCGGCAUGCAGCAGCAAGGGCAGCAGCGGCAGACACCCGGUAUGUCUCCGAAUGCCAUGCAAUCCCAGGGAGACAACAAGCCAACACCCAUUGGUGGAGCGGCAGACUUGUCGAGGGGUCCUGGUCCGGCUCCUGUUGAGAUGCCCUCCGAUUCACGAGUUCCUGGCCAGGUCCAGGCCCCCUCGUCCACAGCCCCGGCGCCCACACCUCCCGUGGCGUCCAAACCGACCGCGGAAGAGGUCAAGGUCACGGCUGCCUUGUUGGAGAACCAGAAGCCUGGAGAGAAGCUCGCAGCACCUUCGGCCCCAGGCAAGCAGAUCCCCACUGGUCCCAAGGGCUUGACCAGGAUCACCCCGGCAGUGCCUCUUCCUGCUGCAAUGACAGCCAGGGCCGCACAGUCGACAGUUGCUGCAAGCGCCAACGUAAACUCGUCUACAAACUCGGCUGCCGCUCUUAGGGACGCGACGGAAGCAGCUAGGGCUGCAGUUGCUGUUGCUAUGGCCAAGCUGAACGAGCAGCCAGGUAGCUCGGUCGGCCCUGCGGCUCACUCGACGAAUGGCAACAGCAUCGACAACCUGACCAACAAGGUCAAUGAGAUGAGGAUGAGCUCAGGCCGAGGCGGCCUUCAAAAUGGUCGUGGCCGUGGCCGUGGCGGAGCUCGUCAUACCAAGGUCGAGGUGCCCGACUCAGACUUCGAUUUCGCGACGGCCAACGCGAAGUUCAACAAGGAAGAUGUUGUCAAGGAGAGGAUCGCGGGCUCGCCAAUAACCGAGGCCCCGGAUGCCGCCGUCGACGGCCAGGCAAGCGCUGCUUCUGAGCCCAAGGAAGUCUACGACAAGACAAAGUCCUUCUUCGACAACAUCUCCAGCGAAGCCAAGGACCGCAAGGCAAAUAACGGCCAGCGGCAAGGUGGUCGGGAAUGGCGCACCGAGGAACAGAACCGCAACAUCGAAACAUUUGGCCAAGGCAGCGUCGACGGCGGCUACCGAGGUUACCGAGGACGUGGUCGCGGCCGUGGUGGUCGAGGACGAGGCUACGGCGGUCGUGGCCGCGGUGGCUACCGAGGGCCUCGAAACGAUGCGCAGAGUGUUCCCCAGUAGGGAGCACAAUCUGUUUUUUCGACACCAGUAAUCCACUGCAAUUUACUGCAACGGGGUCCUUCCAAGGGGGGUUAUAAUGACGAUACGUUUUCCGGUCUGACACGAAUUGGGCCUUAUCUCGUCUGCAUCAUUUCACGGCACCAGGGUGUCUUUCUCAUGGUCAACUAGACCAUUGUACCACUACGAUGAAUCAUAGCCGCCUGCGAUGAGCCUCGAUUCCUGCUCGAGGGGGGGCGGCAAAGGGGCAUCCAGCGUAUUCGAUGCCUUUUUUCUUUCUUUCUCUUUAGCAUGCAACUAUGUCUUAUAUCGACGCGGACGAAGCCUGGAGCGUGCAAUGGCACUGGCGCAGGACAUGAGCGGGGGGACUGUCAAGGCGUCUGAACGGAAUGGAAUUCUACUUUUUGCUUUUAUUGACACAGCAUGCGAAGGGACGAAUUCAACUAGCACUGAAAUGAGGGAAUGGGAGGCGAGGCAAAGCAGAAUCGGCCAGCGUCUAGGCACGCAUUGCCUUUCUUGAAGGAGGCCGGAGAAGAAGGAAUGCCAAAGAGGAACACAGGGUAACGGUGAGAUUGGAUCUCGUUCUGAGUGGUCUCGCCCUCGGUUACCUACAGCCCCAUCGAUAUUCGGUUGCGGUGCGAAGAAGAGCGGGUGGCGGGAGAUCAAAACCAAAGCCGAACCACAUCUCAUCAAACGAUGACCACUCAGGAAGGAAAAAGAAAAAGGACAAAACAUGGAAAAAGCUGCUCCGGUUCAACUGUUGAACGGGCUUGAUUUUUUUUCUUUGAGGCUUGGCGGAGCUAGAUACCUAGGCAGUCUUUCUUCCCUUGUCACCCGUGGACUCUGGGCCACCACCGUGUCAUCCCGGUCAUGGCGGCGAGGGAGCUACUCCCCUGAUGAAGGUGCCUGAUCUAAAUGACAAGCUACGUUCCGGUCUCAUGCCAUGCUCUCUGAACUCUGCUCAUCUUUGAAAUGCCCUUGCUGUGACGGGUGUCUGUCUCAUCUCUCACAAGACAGCACCACAACAUGAGAGGUUCAAGUUUGCCCACUUCCUCCGUUCGUGCUCACGAAAGCAAGCCGACAAUCUCCUGGAUGGCACCGGCCACCAGCUCCGGGUUCUCAGGCUUCAGCGUCGCAGGGUCGGCGUCCCCGUCAUCCUCGGACCCGUCCUCCUCCUCCCCGCUGCUGUCCGAGCCGUAGUCUACCAGGCCCAUACCGCCGCCCCCGCCGGGUUUCUUGGUGCCGUUCCCUUGGAGGGCCUGUGCCGCCUGCGCCGAGGCGGUGGUGUCGGCCUUGCGCGGGCUGCUGCUGUUGUUUUUGGCUCCUUCAUCACCAUCAUCAACAACCAUCCCACCCCCUCGCGGCCGGCCUGAAGCCCGCCAGAAGCCGCUGUCCUGCGCGUCGUCGUCCUCCUCGUCGUCAUCGUCGCUCGAGCCGCUGCUGUCCGGGUCACUACUGCUAGUGUCCGCGCGCUCUGCCGCCGCCGCCGCCGCCGCCGCAGCCAUGACCUCGUCCCCGUCGCUGUUGACCUCGCCCUCCUCCGCAUCCGGGUCCGCCGCCCCGGCGUGUCGUCGCCCUGGGGUGGGCCUUCCUGCCCCGCCGCGACCAGCCCGGCCCCGCCCUCGUGCGGAGGUGGUCGCGUUGCCGCGGCCGCGCUGGCUCCUGUCAGACUGUCGCACCGGGAGCCCGGCCUCGCCUGCGCCUCUGCCCCCGCCGCUGAUGGCCUGGCGCUUCUGUGAUGGCUGCUGCCGCGACGUGGGAUCGUCUCUGGACCCCGGGGCGGCCUUGCGUUUCGCCGCCGCCGCGGCUUGUUGUUGUUGUUGUUGCCUUUUCGGGGGUGGGCGGCGCUCCGUCGAGCCGAGGACGUGGCCCUCUGGAAGCGGUGGUGAUGCCGUCUCCGCCGUGGAGGAGGCAGGGUCGGCCGAGGGGCGAGGAGGAGGAGGGAGCACGUAGAUGGUGGGGUACUCGAGGACGGUGCGCCCGGCCAGCGCGGCGCUGAGGUCCUCGGUCGCCGACACGGGGAUCAGCUCCUUGGACUUGCCCGCGACCGUCAGCGGCCGGAGCAGGUAGAACCUGUGGCGCCUGCGCGCCUCGACCUCCCCGUCUGCGUCCCACGACGUCGUGGUCGCGCCGGCGUCGCUGGACCACGCGGCCGUGAAGGGACUCUGGGUCGGGUACUGCGUCCUGGGGUGCCACGUCGCGGAGCCGCCGUCCUGCAUCAUCAUCGUCAUCGCGCCGCCGCCGCCUCGCUGCUCGGUCUCCUUGACCUCGCGGAUCAGGACCCUCUUGCGCCGCCCUGCCUGCGCGGGCUCGACGUCCUCGUCGUCCGCCGCGUCGUCGCCCGCCUCCUGGCCCUUCUUGUACCAGGCCACCGAGUUCCCCAGCGCCUUGUACAGCGGCAUCGUCUCGAGCGCGUUGUGGCGUAUCCUCGUGGGUUUCUUGUUGAGCCCCGCCUCUUCCUCUUCCUUCCCGUCGCCGCUGCCACUGUCUCCAUACAGCAUCCACUCGACGCACCAGUUGAUCCGCCUGGCCUUGCGGUUCCACAUGGUCGUGUUCUCCCUCUGCCUCGUCAUCCCGACGGGCAUCUGCACCACCCGCACGUUCUCGGCCGCGAGGCGCUGGCGGACGCGCUGCGUGAGCUGGCUCGCCUUGGCGGGUAUGUUCCUCCUGUUGUGCCUCGCCUCUGCCCCUGGCCCCGCCCCGUCCUCGCCGCUGUCCUCGCCGUCGGAAGCGAACAUCCUAGGCUCGCCGCCGCCGCCGCCGCCGCCGACGGGGUGGAAGCGGACGUCAUCGCCGAACCACUGCUUGCGGAAGCUGAAGGGGUCGUCGAGCUGGCUGCCCAGCUCCUUCUGCGAGAAGAGCCCGCGCUCGUCGACGAUCUCGCGCUGGUUGCGCUCGCGCUCGCGCUCGAUGGCGGAGAGGAAGUUGUAGUCGUGGUCGAUGCCGGCGGCGGUCUUGAGUUUUGAGGGGGGCAUGUAGGCCGUCGGGUCGCGCUUCCCGGAGCAGUUGGCCCAGGACUUGUGUUUCUUGUUGCAUUCCAGCGAGCACGUGUGCGUGUUGCAUCCCGGGCAGGUGUACUUGGGCGUGCUGAUGUGGCAGAUGCUGCACAGCGUGUUGAGCAGCGGGUCUGCCAUCUUUUUUUUUUUUUGCCCGGCGCGUGUGAGAGGUCGUGGUAGGAUUCGAGUCAGGUAAUGGGGAUUGUAGUGAUGGGUGCUUUUAGACGUUGUUGGUAUGCUGGUUCCCAAAUUGUAUCAAGGAAAUAAAACAAAAGAACGCCGACGAAUAUGCAAAUGCAGUGGUGUAAA
This is a messenger RNA of Diaporthe batatas, 5359 nucleotides long. RefSeq lists its product as uncharacterized. Gene Ontology annotation, molecular function: mRNA binding. Bases 369 to 2057 code for a protein of 562 amino acids. Gene Ontology annotation, cellular component: P-body. The record is from RefSeq and is a predicted model, not a curated record. The transcript is spliced from 5 exons. Gene Ontology annotation, biological process: cytoplasmic stress granule assembly; P-body assembly. NCBI's taxonomy places the organism in Eukaryota, Fungi, Ascomycota, Sordariomycetes, Diaporthales, Diaporthaceae.